Messenger RNA from Frieseomelitta varia, 1621 nucleotides. RefSeq names its product sulfide:quinone oxidoreductase, mitochondrial (gene Sqor). The coding region runs from base 217 to 1569 and encodes 450 amino acids. NCBI's taxonomy places the organism in Eukaryota, Metazoa, Arthropoda, Insecta, Hymenoptera, Apidae. Gene Ontology annotation, molecular function: FAD binding; sulfide:quinone oxidoreductase activity. The record is from RefSeq and is a predicted model, not a curated record. Gene Ontology annotation, cellular component: mitochondrion. The transcript has 9 exons.
AGGAUUGAAAUUUACACAGUAUCGACGUGGUGACAAUCUGAACACUACUGUGCUCCAGUUUGCGAACCUCUGACUUCAAGGAUUUUAACCGUUAUUUCUAGUUAAAACGCAUAAUUCAAAAACAUAACUCAAGAAUUCGAAAAACAACUUAUUUUACACGUUUCAACAAUUACGUUAUCUUCGAUUGACGUUAAAACAGGAACAGGUAUAUUGAGAAUGAAUCAUAUCAGGAGCUUACGUCACACUGUAUCUUGUUUAAAUAUCUGUAAUUUGGAAUUUCUUAAAAGACAGAUAUUAAUCAAAAAUGGAUAUAGAGAAAUACAUCAUUCAUGUAAAGUGUUAGUAGUUGGUGGUGGUACUGGAGGUUGCAGCAUGGCUGCAAAAUUUGCUGAUAAAUUUAAAGACCAAGUUAUCAUAGUAGAACCAAAUGAGUUGCAUUAUUAUCAACCAAUGUUUACUUUGAUUGGGGGUGGCAUAAGAUCUUUUGAAGCAUCGAAAAAGCUAAUGAAAGAUACUUUACCAAAGAAUGCAAAAUGGUUUCAAGAAAAUGUAAUGAGCUUUGAACCACCACAAAAUCAAGUGACGAUGAGCAAUGGAGAUACUGUGCAAUAUGAAAUCAUGAUCAUUGCAAUGGGAUUGCAACUGUAUUGGGAAAAAAUACCAGGUCUAAUAGAGUGUCUUAAAGAUAAUAUGUCAGGUGUUUGCUCCAUUUAUGGAUCUGAUACUGUUAUAAAUGUAUUUCCAAAAAUUGCAAGAACUAAAAGUGGUACUGCAAUAUUUACUUUCCCAAACAGUCCUGUUAAGUGUCCUGGAGCACCUCAAAAAAUUGCUUAUAUCGCAGAAGAUUAUUUUCGAAAUCAAAAGGUACGUAAUAAUGUAAAAGUUGUGUAUAACACUGCUUUGCCAGUUAUAUUUGGAGUUAAAAAGUACGCUGAUGCACUUUGGGAUGUUUGCAAACGAAGGAAUAUUACUGUAAAUGUUCAAACUAAUCUUAUAAAAAUAGAUCCAGCUAAAGAAGAAGCUGUGUUUCAAAAAUUAGAUGGAUCAAAUGAAACAUUUGUUGAAAAAUAUUCAUUGCUUCACGUAUGUCCACCAAUGGGACCACCUGACGUUUUGAAAAAACAUCCUUCAUUAACGAACGAAGUGGGAUUUUUGUCAGUAGAUCCCAAAACUUUACGUCAUACAAAAUAUUCGAACAUAUACGGAAUCGGAGAUUGUAUUAGCGCACCAAACUCCAAAACAAUGGCAGCGAUAGCUGCUCAAGGAAAGGUAUUAUACAAGAACAUUAUGGAUGAUUUGGCUGGUAAACCAAUGACUAUGGCUUACAAUGGUUACUCUUCCUGUCCUUUAGUCACUGGUUAUCGAAAAUGCAUUUUAGCAGAAUUCGAUUAUAAUUUGAAACCAUUGGAAACAUUCCCCGUGAAUCAAGGCCGAGAAUAUUUUUUCACAUUUAUACUUAAAACCUACGUAUUUCCACUCUUAUAUUGGACCUUAAUGACUCGUGGAAAAUGGGAUGGACCUGAAUUUUUCCGGAAAUAUUCGAGUAUGAUAAAAAAGAAGGAAAUUUGAAACGAUUUGCAGUUAAUUAAAAUUGUUUAGGUUGAAAUGUCUAAAUUAUAUA